Messenger RNA from Camellia sinensis, 591 nucleotides. The record is from RefSeq and is a predicted model, not a curated record. NCBI's taxonomy places the organism in Eukaryota, Viridiplantae, Streptophyta, Magnoliopsida, Ericales, Theaceae.
UACAUGUUUCUAAUGUUCAGAGACCUCUGGUGCGCUUGCCGAUAUCGGAGUAGAUAUAUAGACCUUUUUCGAUCUCUGAUGGAACGAAAAAAGAGAGAGAGAGAAAGACAAAGUUGUAAAGAGAAAGAGAGUCAAAGAGAAAUGAGAUCUGUGUGUGUCGAUGCCUUUCAUAUCUGAGGAAGAGCGCGAAAACGGCGACGAUAAUUUUGGAUGUUACAAUGGUGGUAAUAGAUCUAGAUAUCAAAGCCAGCGACGAUGGAGCUCUAGUGCACCAAUCUUCAGAGAAAAGAUGGGGAGUGACUUUAGGGUUCAUGUUAGUGAUAGGGAAGAAGAGGGAGAUGGAGGACAUCGUCGUAGAGGAGGCAACAUCGGAGUCAGGGAGAAGAGGAAAGCGGUGGCAGAGACGGUGAACAACGAGAAGUGUUUCAAAAUCCAAGAUCUUCUUUAUUUGUUGGCCACGGGGCCUUAUAUCUGUUAGCGGAAUGCCGUUAUUGUAAACGGGUUGAACCAUUUCUCUUUUAUGUAAUGAUGUAAGCCUCCAGGCAAUUUAUUUAAUUAUGUUAUAUGUUGCAUUAAUUACAUAUACGAAUG